UGAUGGUAUUCAUUAUAUUUCUUCUGAUUUUUAAAGAAACUAAAACUGUGGGGCCCCAGGCACUGUGCCUGCUGUGCCCACUGGCCCUGCCAGCUGGUGGCAAGAAGGUCAGCAAAGCCGCUGUUAAAGGGAAGGUAAAGAGGGCUCGGUUCAUGGCAAGGGGGCAGUGGUCCACUCAGCCAGCAACAUGCUCCGCUUCCUGGUGUUCACCACCCCGGUCCUUUAUGGACACAGCACCCAGGACUUUCCAGAAACCAAUGCCCGGGUAGUUGGAGGGACUGAGGCCCGGAGGGAUUCCUGGCCCUCUCAGAUUUCCCUCCAGUACCUGUCUGGGGGCCAAUGGUAUCACACCUGUGGAGGGACCCUCAUCAAACAGAACUGGGUGAUGACGGCUGCUCACUGCGUGGACACACAAAUGACCUUCCGUGUGGUGGUUGGAGAACACAACCUGAACCAGAAUGAUGGCACCGAGCAGUCUAUGAGUGUGCCGAAGAUCGUGCAUCCAUCCUGGAACAGCAAUAACGUGGCUGUCGGCUAUGACAUUGUCCUGCUGCGCCUGGCCCAGAAAGUGACCCUCAACAGCUAUGUCCAGCUGGGUGUUCUGCCACAGGAGGGAACCAUCCUGGCCAACAACAGCCCCUGCUACAUCACAGGCUGGGGCAGGACCAAGAGGGGAUUCUGGGGGCCCUCUCCAUUGCUUGGUGAGUGGCAAGUACACCGUCCACGGAGUGACCAGCUUUGUGUCCAGCCUGGGCUGUAAUGUCUCCAGGAAGCCCACAGUCUUCACCCAGGUCUCUGCCUACAUCUCCUGGAUAAACACAGUUAUUGCCUCCAACUGAAUAUCUUCCUGAAUCCAACAGCCUGCCCAGGAUGAUGCUUAGAUCCACAGUAGGACUUGAGAUCGUCAAGGAAAAAACUUUCUGAGAGACCACCGAGCCAGAUACAGAAAAGCAAAUACAACUGAAUAUACAUUAUCACCCUGAAUCUUUUUGUUUGUGAUGGAGCCCUCUAAAGGAAAUGCAGUUCUAGGAUCCACAUCGGAUGUCACCACAUUUCUGUGCUGGUUCUUCCAUUUACCGCCACGUCUACCAGUUCACAAACCAAGCCAAGUGGGAGUGGUUUUACAUUAUUCUUUUUGCAUUAUUUUCGGAUCUACCUAUCUAUCAAUCUGCCCGUCUGCUCUUCCUCCCAUGUGCCUUUGCUAUAAGCAAAAGCAAAGAGUGCUUUAAAAUGUUCUUGAGUGCCAAAACGUGCCCGCACUAUCCCGGGGAGACUGUGGGCUCAUCCUUCUUUUGGUUUCCCCCUUCAGUGUCUAGAACAGGUGCUCACCCCAAAGUACUGAGUGAUGGCAACCACUAGGAUACCCUCGAGAUAGGAGUAUAGGAUUCAGUGGUAGGUCAGAUGCCAGCAGACAAAGAAAGUGACCAAUUACAAAGGAGACGAGGGAGGCAAGAAUAGAAACAAGGAGAAAAGAAGAUACUGAACAAAGAGAGGAAAGGGUUGAGCAGAACAAAAAGGGAGAAGAGACCACAAUAGAGGGCCUCCAACUAAGUGUGAGUCAGCAUUUCAAGGCUGGGACUAAAAUAGGCAACCGGAUCUGGGGUUCUAUAAACCACAGAGAACUGGGAAGCUGAUAAUUCUGCCCGAUCCUGGCCUGGGCUCUGUCUUCUGGAGGGGUCUACAAUAGAGCGAAGAGAGAACUGAAAGAUGAAGAGGGUGAGAGCAGCUGUUCACAGCGAUCCCCGAGGACCAGACAAGAGGGAAUAGGUAGUUAACAUUAUAACCAGAGAAACCGGCCAAGACCGGUCCUGGCAUGUGUAAGGCUGCAGUGUCAGCAGAAGCCUCUGGAACAGUGUAUGCACUGUAAGAAGCUGGGUCAGGACGCCUGUAUUCCCAUCUCGGUUCCAACACUGAGGAACUGGGUAACCUUGGGCAAGUCACCAGCUUUUUCUGUGACUCAGUUUCCUUGUCUAGUUAACUUCUGAAGAUUGUCCCUGCUCUAAAACCACAUGAUUUGGUGACCAUCAAUUUCAGUUCCUAAGAGACUGGCACAGAAGAGGGUUUUUUAGGAGGCAGUGGCUGGGUUGCAUUGCUGAGGAUGCUGUGGACGCCGAGAGUGACACAGGUGUUGGCCUCCUUCUGCUAGCGACAGACCUGUUAUCGUGACCACCUUCUCUGUGUUCCCACAGUACUGCCAUCCCCUGGGCUUCUCCCCUCUUCUUCCCAUGCAACAUCAAGUCCUUCCAUUUUCUGCACUCUUCUAGACCAUCCCCACAGCUAAUGUCCAGAAUAAACCCUAAUGACCUAGGACCUGACAAUUUUGUAUCCAUCUCUAUAAAUGCAUUAAGCACAUCAUAUUAUAAUCAUCUGAUUACCAACGUCUCUCCACCUCAGACUUUAAGCAUCUUGAGGUCAGAGAUCUCAUUUUUUUUUUUUUAAUUUAUCCUUGGUUUCCCAACACCCAGCAUGCCCGGCACACAGCUGACCCUGAGUGCACUCUGUCUGUUUGGGGGAAUGGCCCGGGGAAAUGACAGCAGACAAGGGCCUCCAGCUUCCCUCUCCACUCCUGAUCGGGAAGUCAUCUUGACCCUCUUCCCCUCUUGGAGGGAUGUUACACCACUGUAAAAAUCUGUGAGUAAAUGAUACCUCCAAACCCAGGGUCCUCAUCUCUGGCUAUCCGCUCAAAGGGGUCAGCUUCGGUUAGGAGACCUCGGUGGGAGCAACAGGUGUGAUCUGGGCAGCCUCAUCCCCACUUUCCCAGCCUGUGUCUGUCUUCACACCCCGCCUCCACCCAGGACACGCACCAGUCCGUACAGCUAGUGAAGCAGCAAGCUCCCCUCCCCAGCGCGGGCUUCCAGUCUCUCCCCUCAGUCCUUUCCUUUGCUAAGGACCCCCAUUUCUACCGCUGGCUCGGUUGUUCCUCCCUUUCAAAUCUCGAUGUGGGGGCCUGUCCCUUCCCGCACUCUGUCCCUACCAGUUCUAGGCCUACAGCCAACCUCUCCGGCAGAGGCUUUCCAUCUUUAAAAACCGCCUGGAAAAAGUCGAGUAUUUAACCCGACAGUCCAGAAGACACGCGCAUAGAGUGAAACAACGUUUCCCAUACUCUUGCUAAGUGGAAAUCGCCAUCUUUCUACCCCACCGUUCCAGUUAUUCCCUAGUGCUGAUGGUUAUGGCGAAUUGGCUGCAGGCACGAAUGGGUCUCGGCCCACGUUAGAAAACUGUUCCGUGGGGCUGGUGCUCCCGUCCCUCCGGGCUGCGCAGCUUCUAGGCUGAUUUUGAGGGAGUACCACCUGAGGGCAGGCCCGCGUUUCCAGCCUCCUCCUCCGAACAGGUGCAGCCCCCAGCCUGAGCUGCAGAGGUCCCCCUCG
This is a messenger RNA of Zalophus californianus (California sea lion), 3368 nucleotides long. RefSeq names its product chymotrypsin like elastase 1 (gene CELA1). Gene Ontology annotation, molecular function: serine-type endopeptidase activity. Bases 188 to 760 code for a protein of 190 amino acids. The transcript is spliced from 8 exons. Gene Ontology annotation, biological process: proteolysis. The record is from RefSeq and is a predicted model, not a curated record. NCBI's taxonomy places the organism in Eukaryota, Metazoa, Chordata, Mammalia, Carnivora, Otariidae.